This is a messenger RNA of Argentina anserina (silverweed cinquefoil), 2793 nucleotides long. Its product is annotated as cyclic nucleotide-gated ion channel 17-like. NCBI's taxonomy places the organism in Eukaryota, Viridiplantae, Streptophyta, Magnoliopsida, Rosales, Rosaceae. The transcript has 7 exons. Gene Ontology annotation, biological process: potassium ion transport; transmembrane transport. Gene Ontology annotation, cellular component: membrane. Bases 274 to 2448 code for a protein of 724 amino acids. Gene Ontology annotation, molecular function: voltage-gated potassium channel activity. The record is from RefSeq and is a predicted model, not a curated record.
GUCAACACCAGUGUCUUGUUUGGCUUCCUCAUUCUGAACACAAACUAUUUGUUUACCAAGACAACUCACUUGCUCUAUGGAAUGAAUUAGAUUCCACUCCAUACCCACCAAAUCAAAUCAAUGUCACUCCCACUCUAACCCUCACACACUCUCUAACCUCAGAUUUGGAAGUUACCAUUAGCAGCAUCCCAUUUAAAGUUGCUGCCUUUAUUGUUCUGGGUAUGUUAAAAUUCUGAAGAGCGGUUGGGUUUCAGCUUUCUUAUUCUUCUGGGCAUGGAAUUGAAGAAAGAGAGGCUUGUCAGGUUUUAUUCUGAUCAAAAACACCAUAGAGAUUCUAUAUGGGACAGAACUGAACGUCUUGAAAAGUCAGCCUGUCAAUAUAAGGUUGCAUCAUCUUCAUUGCUCAAAUCUGAUAAUGAACUAGUGAGAGGCAGAAGCAGAUUUGUUGAAACUUUCAGAAUCGGGCAUUCAAAGGUGUUUCCGGAGGACCAUGAGCCAUGGCGCAAAAAAAUACUUGACCCAGGUAGUGAGUUAGUGCUGCAAUGGAAUCGAGUUUUCAUUGUCUCAUGCUUGGUUGCACUCUUUGUGGACCCGUUGUACUUUUACUUGCCCAUGGCUGGAGGGAGUGGAAACAAUUUUUGCAUGAAGACAGACUUGAAUUUGCGGAUUGUUGUGACUUUAUUCCGGACUAUUGCGGAUUUUUUCUAUUUGCUCCACAUGAUUAUAAAGUUUAGGACAGCUUAUACUGCACCAAGUUCUCGAGUGUUUGGAAGGGGUGAACUUGUCAUGGACCCAAAGAAGAUUGCACAAAGAUACAUUAAAUCCGACUUCUCUAUUGAUCUCAUAGCCACAUUGCCACUUCCUCAGAUAGUCAUCUGGUUUAUCAUACCUCCCCAAAAUGCUCAAACGGAUAACACCAACAAUGCGCUUGCGCUAAUUGUUCUCCUCCAGUACAUUCCCAGAUUAUAUCUGAUUUUCCCUUUAAGUUUGCAAUUAAUCAAAGCAACUGGCGUGGUGACAAAAACUGCUUGGGCAGGGGCUGCAUAUAAUCUGCUAUUGUACAUGCUGGCCAGCCAUGUUUUGGGGGCCGCAUGGUAUCUGCUAUCUAUUGACCGGUAUGCCUCAUGCUGGAAGUCAUUUUGUGACAAAGAACUCAGCACCCCAAAAUGCUUGCCUAAAUAUUUAGAUUGUGAUAGUGUCAACCAAAUUGAUCAUGUGACAUGGGCAAAUAGUACACAUGUUUUUGAUAACUGCAAUCCUGAAAGUAAAAUAUUCAAAUAUGGAAUAUUUGAAAGUGCACUGACGAAAAAUGCUGUCUCCUCUAAGUUCAUCACAAAGUACUUCUAUUGCCUAUGGUGGGGUUUACAACAACUAAGUUCAUAUGGGCAAAAUUUAACGACGAGCACUUUUAUUGGAGAGACAUCAUUUGCCAUUCUCAUCGCCAUCGUAGGGCUUGUCUUAUUUGCCCACUUAAUUGGGAAUAUGCAGACCUAUCUCCAAUCAAUAACUGUGAGGCUUGAGGAGUGGAGGCUUAAGAGAAGAGACACUGAGGAAUGGAUGGGGCAUCGUCAACUCCCUAUAGAUUUGAGACAACGUGUUCGACGAUUUGUCCAAUACAAGUGGCUGGCGACUCGAGGAGUUGAUGAAGAAACCAUCCUUCAUGGCUUACCUGCUGAUCUUCGCCGUGAUAUUCAACGACACCUAUGCUUAGAUCUUGUUCGACGAGUACCCUUCUUCUCAGAGAUGGAUGAUCAGCUUCUUGAUGCAAUUUGUGAGCGUCUUGUAUCUUCCCUAAGCACGGCAGACACUUAUAUUGUCAGAGAGGGUGACCCUGUCACAGAAAUGCUUUUCAUUAUUAGAGGUACACUUGAUAGUUCUACAACUAAUGGAGGGCGGACAGGUUUCUUCAAUUCAAUAACAUUAAGACCUGGGGACUUCUGUGGUGAGGAGCUACUUGCAUGGGCACUGCUCCCAAAAUCUACUGUCAACAUGCCUUCUUCAACAAGAACAGUCAUAGCACUUUCUGAAGUUGAAGCUUUUGCAUUGCGAGCUGAAGAUCUGAAAUUUGUGGCCAACCAAUUUAGACGCCUGCACAGCAAGAAGCUGCAGCACACCUUUCGGUUUUACUCUCACCAUUGGAGAACAUGGGCAGCAUGCUUCAUACAGGCUGCUUGGCGUCGCCACAAGAGAAGAAUGAUAGCAAAAGAUCUCAGCUUGAGAGAAUCCUUUGCUUUGGAAGAGAAAGUAGCUUAUGAGACUGCAGAAGAGGAAGAAGAAGAAUUUGAACCAAGUUCCAAUGCUUCCCAAGCAAAAAUGAAUCUGGGGAUCACUCUGCUGGCCAAAAGGUUUGCUGCAAACACAAGGAGGGGUGCUCAAAAGAUCAAAGAUGAUAUGCCGAGGUUACCAAAACCUGCGGAACCUGACUUCUCCACUGAGCCUGAAUAUUAGUUGCUUGAAUCAGACUAUCGUUCAAUAUAGCUGUAUAUUUUCUGAUAUGAUAUGGGUGAAAAUCGUGAUUUCUUGACAUCAGAAUCCUUUUAGUUGGGACUGUAUACUAGAAGGGUCCUCACUAAUCCCCGCUGCUGAUUGCUGCAAAUUGCCGUAGGAGCUUGGAAUGUUAUAGAAGUUGAAGUUGACUGUUUUAUGAUACAAGAUUGUAGAUUAACUAAGCUGUUGUCACUUCAAAAUAUGAGGGCAAUAGUUGUUAGUUUGUUGCCAUAAACUAAAUUGCAAAUUAUGUAUGACCUGAAUAUGUAUGAAAGGUCUUCUAUCUGGUCUUUUGGCUCAGACUGA